CUUCUACAUGAGGCGGCAUGGAAUCUGAAAACACAACCGAAUCAUAUAAAGAUAACCGGGAUCUGAGUCGCCAGUCCCAUCGGACUGUAAAGAAAGAUUCCCCAGCAUCAUCCGUGCAGAGGCACAAGAAGAACAUUCGGGGGAAGAUUAACAGUGAAGAUGAGAAAGAAAGUUGUAGUGAAAGCAGAUCAAGAACAAGAACGUGGCGCUCUGAUCCAGAUAAGGAUCAGAUAUCAGACGGAGACGGAAAGAGAAGCGAUGGUUCCUUUUAUUCGGAGGACUAUGAGAAUGACACGCCUUCAGAGCGCUCGCUUUCACCGUUCUCCCAGUCUCGUACUCCAUCCUCCAGCAUGCGAAGAGAGAUGCGGGCAAAACAGAUUUCUAGAAACCCCCUCUACAAAACAGGGCGCUGGGGUGUGUCUCGACCACAGCGGCCAGGGGGCUUUCCCCUGACCCUGCAGCAUCGCCGAGGAGUCCGCUCACAAAGUAAAGAGUCAACACCGCCUAAAGACCUGGACCUGGUCACCAAACGGAUGCUCUCAGCCCGCCUCCUGAAGAUCAACGAGCUGCGCAACUCUCUCUCAGAGCUGCAGCACCGCACCGACGAGCUCAAGAAGGAGAAUCGUAUUCUCAGACAACUUCAGGUGCGUCAGGAGAAAGCCCUGCAGCGUUACGACGACACAGAGAGCGAGAUUUCCCAGCUACUGUCGCGCCAUUCAAGCGAGAUGCACGUGCUGCACGAGAGAGUGAGGCGCUCGCAAGAGCGCGAACGGGCUGCAGAGCGCCGUCUGAAGGACAGCGAGGAGCAGUUGCAGAGGAGCCAAAAGACCAUCACACGACUGAAGAAGCUGGUGGACCAAAGAGAGUUAGGAGCCAGAGAUGAGCUGAAUCGCAGGCUAGAAGAGGAAAAAACACGGGCCCAAGAGGCAGAACGGAAGGUUAAGGAGCUGGAGCGAAACUUGGAGCUCAGUAACAGCAGUUUUCAGAGGCAGCUGGUUGCAGAGAAGAAGAAGACCGUCGGUGCUCAGGAGGACAUCAAGACUCUGCAGGAAGAGCUGGAGCGACUGACCAACAAACUCAAGGAAAAAGAGAGAGAACUAGAUGUGAAGAAUAUUUACGCCAACCGCAUGAUAAAAGCCUCAGUGAAGAAAGAUACUGAAAGUGGCACCAAACAGAAAGCUCUUAGCAGGAACAUCAAAAAGGCAGUACAGACUGAGGACAGGACGCCGAGUCUCGAUUUUCCAACGCCUCCCCCUGCCAUCAGCGACGCAUACGAGGGCAGCGAACCGGCACCUGACGAGUAUCUCUCACUUAAGGAGUUUCACAGGGUGGAGAGGCAGUCAGAUGCAGGGGACCUGCCUCCAAACUGUGAAGAGCAGAAAAAGAGAGACAAGAGGAGACAUGAAGAGAAGGAGGUGGCAAAGAAGCAAGAGCACAGACACCGACUAACUCAGGAGCUAAAUAUUGCUGAAGAGAAGGAAAAGAGAAUAAGUAACGGUUUGGAGAAGGAAAAUAAUGAAGAGGAGGAGAGAAAGAGUUUCCUGUUGGACAGGAAGGAAGACGAGAAUUACCGGAAGCGUGGCCUUGUCCAGGAGGAGGUGGCAAAGUGGAACCAGGAAUCUCUGUCCAAUCAGCAAGCAGCAGAGGAAGCACGGCGCAAGAAAGAGCAGCUGCUGGCUAAGAUGCGUGAAAUAGACAAUCAGAACCAGGGAGCCCAGGACUCCAUGUUUGUGGAGCCCAGUCCUCCUGAGUCCAGUAACGGCACCAGGGACUAUUCUCCACGUCCACCCGACCACAGGGAUCCCACUUCUUCCAUUUUCAACCUGACAGAAGCAGAGGAGAUGGAUGGUUUGCAUGCUGGAAGGAGGAGAGCAGGAUUAGAAAGUGGAGCCGCUACAGGAGGAAAGGGGAGGAGAGUGCUGCGGUCUCAAACUUCCAGUGAUGAUUUGGCGUUCGGAGGCUACGCGCCUUCGUUUGGACGGCCAACUUCCAGAGCUUCCUUUGGCUUCCCGCCACCUCCAGGCGAAGAGGACAGGAGCUCUGCAUUAGAAGCCAUAGGAGUGUUUAGUCUCAAAGGUGUAGAGACGGAGAAGAACGGGGACGCGGAUAAACGGGACGGGAAGGACAGGAAGCUGAGCCUCAUGCAGCAGCUGUUUGGUGCCCAGGCCUUGUUAGCCGGUGAUGGUCUGAGUUCAGCCAGUAAAAUGGAGGUACUCGAUAGUCCUCCUCCGCCGUCUAACGGAGUUCAUUCAAGGCGGAAAGGACUCCUCAGCUUCAGCUCAGGCUCCUCCACUCCUCCAGCAUCCUCUGUUAACACACUACAUGUUGCAGACAGCAGACCUGCUGUCCGUGCCAUCGCCUCGUUUGAUGAUGAGAUUGAAGAACUCACUUUGUAAAACAUACAACUGCAAUAAAUGUAGCUUGAAAAUAGUCUUGGACGGGUAGAGAGAAAGCAGAGUGAGGGCAUCAUUGUUCUGCAAAAGAUGUCAUCAGAAUCUCCUAUUAUUCAAUCAUUACACCUGUAAUAGGAUUAUCAGUCUACACUAAAACUUUGCAUGUUUUGUAUAGUUCAAGGUUUCUGUUGUGAAUAGAUGAUUUUUGAUCCUCCUUUUGGUCACUUUCUAAAAAAAAAAAUGUUUUUUU
Messenger RNA from Cololabis saira (Pacific saury), 2643 nucleotides. RefSeq names its product lebercilin LCA5 (gene lca5). The coding region runs from base 18 to 2396 and encodes 792 amino acids. Lineage: Eukaryota; Metazoa; Chordata; Actinopteri; Beloniformes; Belonidae. Gene Ontology annotation, biological process: intraciliary transport. Gene Ontology annotation, cellular component: axoneme. The transcript is spliced from 8 exons. The record is from RefSeq and is a predicted model, not a curated record.